CCCAGCUGCGCGCGCCCAUGAACUAAUUCAUUGUAUCAGACGGAGACGGGAGGAAGCCGAAAGAUUGGAACGCUGCUCAGUUUCGAGAAAUACGGGAAAAAAUACCUCAGCUUGGCACGUCAACUAAAGGAUGGCAGCCAUCCGUAAGAAGCUGGUGAUUGUUGGGGAUGGAGCUUGUGGGAAGACAUGUCUUCUAAUCGUCUUCAGCAAGGACCAGUUCCCCGAGGUCUACGUCCCCACUGUGUUUGAGAACUAUGUUGCCGACAUCGAGGUUGAUUGCAAGCAGGUGGAGUUGGCUCUUUGGGAUACAGCCGGUCAGGAAGACUACGACAGGUUGAGACCUCUCUCCUAUCCAGACACUGAUGUCAUCCUCAUGUGCUUCUCCAUAGACAGCCCUGACAGCUUGGAAAACAUUCCAGAGAAGUGGACCCCGGAGGUCAAACAUUUCUGUCCAAAUGUCCCCAUCAUCCUCGUAGGAAACAAGAAAGACCUGCGUAACGACGAGCACACGCGUCGAGAGCUGGCCAAGAUGAAGCAGGAACCAGUGAAGUCUGAGGAGGGCCGGGACAUGGCCGGACGCAUCGCCGCUUCCGGUUACAUGGAGUGCUCCGCCAAGACCAAGGAAGGCGUGCGGGAGGUUUUCGAGAUGGCCACCAGGGCAGCGCUGCAAGCCCGCCGUGGAAAGAAGAACAAUAAAUGUGCGCUGCUCUAAAAGGCGAACAUCUGUGGACUGUUUUCAGCCCUGGGCCGUUACACCCGGGGACAGGGCUCAGUAGGAACGCAGGGAUUACUAGACGGGGAGGGGGGGUAAGGGGGAGAAAAGAUUGCAGUAAAAUACUACCGCUGUUUGUUGGACUCAAAUUACCCCGGGACCUGGGUUUGGGACGCUUUGAUGGAGAUGGCCGUGCAGGUGGACGCUUGAGGGAGAAGAGAGCACAGUAAGCUACUGCCGCUGUAGACCAGGCCGUUUACCUGUGGGUGCACCGUCGGGUUGGGAGAUUUCCACCAGCUGAGAGUUGGUACGAUCCGUCUUUCCAGCAAGCCACUUACACUGAUUAAGAUCAUUAGAAGAUCCCAGCUCGUAGAAAUCUGGCUGGUUAAUCUGUAUUGUGUCAAGAAAAAGAAAAGCUCGGUUUCUUGUCUUGGGAACUAUUUAACCUGUGACGGUCAUGAGCGUUACUAAAACCAGGACAGCACAUUGAAACUUUUCUUUUUCUUGCUUGUCGGAUGCCGCGAUCACCUGAAAACAACCUCAAAUGUAGACAAUCCACCAGUGAAUGGUAGCUUAAAAAGGGGUUUUUACUAUCUGUUCCACCUCGGGCGAGACACUUUCAUCUACCCUUGUGGCUAAUCUGCUCACAAACACGUUGACAUCUAGUCUUCCCGAGACUAUCUGCUCGAUCAACUGAUAACCAAAAGCGCUCUGAAUGCCAGAGAAACUCCUCGGUGCCGCCUUUUGAUUAAAUUUGAUUGAAUCUAAUUGAAAGCACAGAUCGUUAUCUCCUGUCUGCUGAUUUAGGUUUGAGCUAUACUCACAUGCUGGUUUGUCUACUUUUAGAACGUGAUCGGCCAUCUUUGUUUGCAUGUUCCUAAAUGUUUGUAUCGGUUUGAUGAAGUCAGUGGAAGUGGUGGAUUAAUGUAAAGAUGACAAAGGUAGCUUCCUGCCCUGCAUAUUGAAGCCCGAGCCGCUUCCAUCUCUUUCCUGUUCCGCUUAGCCGACUGCUGGUGCUCCCCUUUGUCUGGUCUUAGACCAGGACGAAGAACCAGGAGGGAUUGUUUACAUGCACACCACUCGUCUCCGUGUUGGGAUCAUCUAUGAAUCUUUUGUGUUUGAGUAUGUAUGAGAUCUAGUUCGUUUUUUGAGUGGGGCCUGCCUACAGCAUACCAUGGUGACAUUUACAUAUUUGAUUGACCAGUGAUGUGAUUUACCAGGUAAAGGGUGAUAAAAGAUGAAAAAUGUAACUUUAUUCUGAGUAAUUUCCAUGGAAACGCCACCAAAAAGGGUGUGUGUGCAGGUAAAUUCUUUGCGGGGGGUGGGGUCACUUCCUGCUUUAAAUUUUGGGGUAUUUGUAAGAUGUUUUAUUAAAGAAAACCAAAACAAGAGGGGUAGUCGUGGUUAGGUUGAUCAGCAGAGUUUUCUGUGUUUCAACGACAGAUUCAGGGUCAUUCGACAGCGGCGUUACACCCUCCUGUUCUUCUUCCUGGCCUAAUGGGCGGAGCCUGUUCCAGAUACCAGUCUUGUGUUGUUUUUUUUUUAAUUUCCAGCUUUUAAAGAAAACAAAGUCAUAAACAUGUCUAUCAGUAUUUAACAGAAAAAUAGAAGGAAAACUAGGGAAUUUAGUCGUGUUGCUUUAGGUUUUUCUUCUUUUGCGCCUUUUAAAAAAAUAUAUAUAGAAAAUUUAUGAUGAUUUACAAUUUUUUGUAAUGAGUCGUCAAUCAUCCCCGCCAAAUGCUGUUGGGCAGUCAGGAGAAGGGCUGGCCUCUUGGCUGCCUGUGUGGAGCAUCGCCAGGGCUGCCAUCGCUGGCUUUUCUCUGUUUGGUUUGGUUUGCACACAAACUACUUAAAAAAUGCAAAAGGAUAAAAAAAAGACGGUUACCUAAUAUACAAAUCAUUUUUUUUAUUUCUAUAUUUUAAUUUUAAAUCCAGAUUUUUGGAUGCUGAAGCAGAAACAAGCAAAGGAACAGGAAAACCACGCUGUAUGCAAAGUCUGUAAAUAUGAAAUGUGGGUUUGUUCAUAAGACGACACACACACACAUGACUGGAAAUUGUAUUUGUAAACUAGCUUUGGUUUGUGUAAUAAAUUACUUUCUAUAACACAAA
This is a messenger RNA of Nothobranchius furzeri (turquoise killifish), 2821 nucleotides long. It is a transcript of the gene rhoab, whose product is annotated as ras homolog gene family, member Ab. Gene Ontology annotation, molecular function: GTPase activity; GTP binding; protein kinase binding. Gene Ontology annotation, biological process: small GTPase-mediated signal transduction. Lineage: Eukaryota; Metazoa; Chordata; Actinopteri; Cyprinodontiformes; Nothobranchiidae. Gene Ontology annotation, cellular component: cytosol. The record is from RefSeq and is a predicted model, not a curated record.